AAUUCUCUCUUCUUAUUUUCAGAGAUGCGUUGGAGUGCAGUAUUACAUCGGACUUUGAUGCCAUUAUCAAGUCGGCUGUCCGCUCCUGUUCUCGGAAAAACUCCUAAACGGGUAACAGCAGAUGAAGCUGUUAGUGCGAUUGGAUCAGACACAGAUAUCUAUGUUCAUGCUCAUGCAUCCACACCUACUGAACUACUCGAUGCACUUUGUAAACGGGUUGACACGCAAGGGUUGAGUGAUAUUCGAAUGAUUCAUAUUCUUCUUGGUGGAAGAGUUCCUUGGACGGACAAGAAGUACAUAGGUAAAAUCCGGUCAAAUUGCUUAUUUUUAGAAGGUAGCUUGCGGCCUUUGGUGAAGGAAGGAAAUGCUGAUUACAUACCUAUUUUCCUCUCGGACAUGCCUUCUUUCUUCCACAAUAGAUCAUUUCCUGUUGAUGUCGCCUUGAUAUCAGUCACUCCACCGGAUGACCUCGGCUAUUGUUGCGUAGGUGUAAAUGUUGACACUUCACUGGCGGCAAUAGAAAGUGCAAAAAAGAUUAUUGCCGUUGUCAAUCCAAAAAUGCCUCGUACGUAUGGAAACACUGUUAUUCAUCAGUCACGAAUUGACUCAAUGGUUGAGAUUGAUAGGGAUACCUACGGCAAUCCCGAAGGAAUGCAGAUCACAGAGGAGGAACUAAAAAUCGGUAAAAUAAUAGCUGAAAAUCUCGUCGAAGAUGGUGCUACACUUCAGUUAGGCAUUGGCGCAAUUCCUGAUUCGACAUUGUUGGCAAUGAAAAACCACAAAGACCUGGGAGUGCACACAGAGCUGCUUGGUGAUGGAGUGGUGGACCUCAUCAAAUCUGGGGCUAUUAACAACUCCAAGAAAUCGGUCAUGCCUGGAAAGGUUGUGACAAGUUUUGCAUUUGGCACGCAGAAAUUCUACAAAUUUCUCAACGAAAAUCCGAUGAUUCAUUUCGAUUGCUGUAGCUGGACUAAUCAUUCUGACGUCAUAAGAGCCAAUUCUAAGAUGACUUGUAUCAAUUCUGGCAUUGAGAUCGAUAUCACUGGUCAGAUUUGUUCGGACUCCAUUGGAAAGGCUUUCUAUUCGGGUUUUGGUGGACAAGUAGACUUCAUGACCGCGGCAGCAACCACCUAUGAUGGUCAGGGUAAAGCCAUCAUAGCGCUCACAUCUAGGACCAACAAAGGAAAGUCAAAGAUCUCAACUACGUUAACGGAGGGCGCUGGAGUGGUAACAACCCGAGCUCACGCUAGAUAUGUAGUUACUGAAUAUGGCAUUGCAAGCCUUGGUGGUAAGAAUGUUCGACAACGAGCGUAUGCCUUGAUAAAUAUUGCACAUCCUGAUGAUCGGGAGCGACUAGAAAAGGAGGCUUUCCAACGAUUGAAAUGCAUGCCUUCGCCUUGAUGUAUAUAAUGACCUCAUAAAUAUUUAUU
Molecule: messenger RNA, 1430 nt
Organism: Cylicocyclus nassatus
Lineage: Eukaryota; Metazoa; Nematoda; Chromadorea; Rhabditida; Strongylidae
Source: the annotation of a GenBank genome assembly